AUCCGUGACAGCUCUGACUGGCUAGUUUGGAUUUUGGAUACGCUGUGUGAAAUUGUUAUUUCUUGUGAUUUCUAUUUGUUUAAUUGUUAUAUUUGAAAUCGAAAACAUGGAGCUAUCAGCUGAGGGUAAAACUCCAGAAUACAUGGCCCUGGCUGGCAUUAAAUUCAAGCUGACUUUGCCCGAUUUAAUAAAUGAUGCACAGCUUCGGGAGCAACUAUUUCAAGGGAUAAAGGCUGGAAAUAUGGCCCCCUAUUACAAGGAGGUUUGUGCUGAGUUGGGCUGGCCAUUUGAUCAAAAGUUACAUGAUGCCAUGGCUAAAGAGAAUCAAGAUCGAUUAUCUAAAUUCGAGGAGGAUGAUUCCGAGACGCCAGUUUGGCAGGACAGAUUAGACUACAUGUGCUCUAUUGGCGACAAAGAGAGCGCCACGGCUUUGGCUACUUCUAAAUAUGAAGACUCCACCUUGACCACCAAUAGAAGACUUGACGCUAUAUUUGCGUUGUUCAGAAUUGCCUACUUCCACGGCUGCAAUGUGAAGGAUAUGGGAAAGGCUAUUAAUAAGGCCCAUGAGCUGGUAGACAAAGGCGGAGACUGGCGUUCAAGGAACAAGCUGAAGGCCUAUGAAGCUAUCUACUGCCUGGCUGUCAGAGACUACAGCAAAGCUGCAGACCUCUUCAUUGACUGUGUCUCCACUUUUGAGUCUUAUGAAUUGGUUGAUUUUGGCACAAUAAUCCAAUACUGCGUGCUAGCCUGCGCAUUGGCGCUGGAGCGCCACGCGCUGCAAGCGGCGCUGCGGCGGCAGGGCGCCGCCGUGCAGGCGCUGCGCUCGCGCUUCCCCGAGCUGCGCGAGCUCGUCGAGUCCCUGCACGAGUGCCGGUACGCGGACUUCAUGAAGAGCUUAGCCUGGGUGGAGACCCAGAUCUGCGUGGACCCGGUGUUCCGUCCGCACUACCAGCACUACGUGCGCGAGGCGCGCAUCAAGGCCUACGUGCAGCUGCUGCGCGCCUACCGCUCGCUGAGUCUCGACAACAUCGCCGCCACCUUCGGCGUCACCCGCGAGUUCGUUGAGGAGGAGAUCUCCAACUUCACGGCGGCGGGGCGGCUGCAGUGCCGCAUCGACGCGGUGGCGGGCUGCGUGGUGACGGGCGCGGGGCGCGGCGCCGACGCCGACCGCUCGCAGCUCUACCAGGCCACCAUCCGCGAGGGCGACCUGCUGCUCAACCGCGUCAAGAAACUCGCCAGCGUCAUCAACUUCUAGCCGCUACCCGCUCCUACAUGUAUUAUCUACCCGAGUGCUUGCCCUUUCACAUACAGUCAGCAGAAGCUGCUAAGCGGGCGAGGUGUUCAAAACUACUUUGACACGCACUUAUUCUCUUAACCCUUUAUAAGGCAUUAGGGUGUCAGGAAUUGUGCAAAUUUGAACCCUACCACUUAGAAAUAAAGUUCGAAAUCAGGUGGGAAAUAUGUUCCCUCUGUCUUAUAAAGGCUUAACACUAAUGUCGCAUCAAGAUCAUUUUGAACACCUGGCCUGCUUAGCAACUUCUGCUGCUGACUGUACGUACAGUGAGUGCCCCAAUUUAAGUACCCAGGUCGACGUCGACUGUACCGCGCAGAUACAGAUAAAUGAGUUGAUUGACAAUUUCUUGUUGUUAUUCUGUCCCAUCGGCCGGAAGAAAACAGUGAAAAAUUACAUGUGACAUAUGUCAAACAUGUGAAAGGGCCAAACAUUAUAAUAUUAAACCACAAAUAUGAGUCAGUUUCUUGCCUGACAGGCUCCAAGUAUGAUAUGUAGGUAUUGUAGAUCUAACGAACGUUUGUAACAUUUUAAAAGUCACAUCAACUGUGCGAAAACCACCACGCAUAUUUUAGCAACAAUGUAAUUAUUUACCUACUUCACUAAUAAUUUGAAUUGUACCUACUGAAAUUUAUUUUAUAAACAUCUCAAUAUAAAAAUAUAAUAAGUAA
Messenger RNA from Cydia fagiglandana, 1962 nucleotides. RefSeq names its product 26S proteasome non-ATPase regulatory subunit 6 (gene Rpn7). Gene Ontology annotation, biological process: proteasome-mediated ubiquitin-dependent protein catabolic process. The record is from RefSeq and is a predicted model, not a curated record. The transcript is spliced from 6 exons. The coding region runs from base 107 to 1255 and encodes 382 amino acids. Gene Ontology annotation, cellular component: proteasome regulatory particle. Lineage: Eukaryota; Metazoa; Arthropoda; Insecta; Lepidoptera; Tortricidae.